Molecule: messenger RNA, 1358 nt
Organism: Solanum verrucosum
Lineage: Eukaryota; Viridiplantae; Streptophyta; Magnoliopsida; Solanales; Solanaceae
Product: protein DEHYDRATION-INDUCED 19-like
Exons: 5
Coding region: 249-938 (229 amino acids)
Source: RefSeq, a predicted model, not a curated record
GCUUAGAGAGUUGACCAGAAAACGCGGGAGUCCACGUGUAUUCAAGUACCCGAUUCGUACCCGACCCGAAUACCCAUUUUCGUCGGAUUCAGUAUUCUACUUCUUCUUCUUCUCUGGUCUCAAUUGACCAAAAAUUCUUGCUCGAAAGUGCCCUAAAACCCCUUUUGUGUAUACAAAGUUUUAUAUAUACGUUUUUAUUUUUCAGUUAUACAAUUUUCAGGCUUCUUGCACAGGGAAGAAAACUAUCAAUGGAUGAUCGUGACGAUGAUUUGAAAAUUCUGCUCUCAGCUUUAAAGGAUGGUGGCAUGUAUGUUGGAGAGGAGGAGGAGGAGGAGGAAGAAGACGAGGAGGAGGACGAAGAGGAUGAUGAAGAUGAAGAUGUUCAUGAUGAUAAUGUAAAGACGGAUUUGGCAUGCCCAUUUUGUUCAGAAGACUUUGAUAUGCUUGGAUUGUGCUGUCACAUUGAUAGCGAGCAUCGGAUAGAGGCUAAGACCGGGAUAUGUCCUCUAUGUGCUACCAAGGUGCGAACAAAUAUGGCUACACACGUCAUCGUGCAGCAUGAAAGUAUAUUAAAAGCACUUUGCAAAAGGAAACAUAGAAAUGGUGGAUCUUUCUCAGCCUUAUCCUUACUGAGGAAAGAGUUGUUGAGUGUUUAUUUGGAAAAGAAGUCCAGCCAUGUUAGUUCUUCCUCAAAUACGGAAACCAACCAGCUACUGUUAUCAUUUGUUGGCAAUCAGCAGCCUGCCAAAAGAUCUCCUACAAGACAGCCCUGCACUUCAGCCGAACCAAGUCUAUCCAAGAACAGCCUAGAUGACCAUAUUAGUGAAAGAAGCUCCCAAGCAUUUCCUUCAAUGGACAAGGAUCAGGAAGAGAAGGUCCAGAGAUCUGAAUUCGUGAAAGGACUAUUGUUCUCCACCAUACUCGAAGACUGGUUAUGAAAUUGAACCACCCUGCUGCUUUUCCGUUCUAUGGCUAACUAGCACAGAAGCUUUUUGAAGAUGCUCCUCGAUACAUGCUGAUAAAUUUACUAGCAGCUAGAGGCUGUUAAUUAGAUGGAGUUAAAGCUUUCCUCGUCUCCUAUUGACUUGCUCCCAUUUGGAUGACGUGGUUGCUUAUGUGAAGAUAUGUCCAAUUGAUAUGCUUUAACAGAAGAACUUGUUUCAAAUGACGUGACUUUGGCAUGCUAUUUCUUUUUCCUUUUUUUUUUCUGCCAACUGAUGUAGCAUAUACUAUGGCUUCUUGACUAUAUAUAUCCCCGACUAAAAAACAGAAGUUCUUCAUUCUUAUAGUCAGAUCCAAAAUGAUUUGAUUAUGAAGUAGCAUGUUUACAGUUAUUGUCACAUUCUGCAAAAGAAAUU